AUGGGUUCUGAUGAUCCCAAUGCGUUGGCAGCUGUGGAAUUCGAGGUCUACGGACAAGUCCAAGGUUGCUAUUUUACGAAGUACUGCAAGGAGUUGGCUGAACAGCUCGGCAUUGGAGGUUGGGUAAAGAAUUCUAAGAAAGGCACCAUCGUUGGCAAGAUCCAGGGGACUAAGGCACAGUUAGAUCACAUGAUCGACUGGCUCAGCACCACGGGGUCACCAGGCUGCAAAAUCGAGAAGUGUGACAUCACGAAUUGGGAGUAUACCACGAAAAUCGCCUACACGGAUUUUACUCUACGGUUUUAG
Molecule: messenger RNA, 306 nt
Organism: Arctia plantaginis
Lineage: Eukaryota; Metazoa; Arthropoda; Insecta; Lepidoptera; Erebidae
Source: the annotation of a GenBank genome assembly